AUGGAUCCGGCUGGAGUAGGCAGUACCUCAGACGAAUGCGUAGAUCAAGUUCGUGAGGAGAGGGAUCUCACAGAGUUGGUCGGGGAGAAUGUGGGCUAUGCCACUGAUUCAAUCACGUUUGUUUCAGCCGGAAAAAUCGUUGGAAUCCUGUCCAACAAUGACCCAAACUCGGACGGGGCCGGUAUCCAUUGGUUACCAGACCUAGUUGUACUGUUUGCAUGUUUAUGUGUGUAA
Echinostoma caproni is the source of this 234-nucleotide messenger RNA. NCBI's taxonomy places the organism in Eukaryota, Metazoa, Platyhelminthes, Trematoda, Plagiorchiida, Echinostomatidae. The record is from the annotation of a GenBank genome assembly.